Molecule: messenger RNA, 1593 nt
Organism: Symphalangus syndactylus (siamang)
Lineage: Eukaryota; Metazoa; Chordata; Mammalia; Primates; Hylobatidae
Product: large ribosomal subunit protein uL16m
Biological process (GO): mitochondrial translation
Cellular component (GO): mitochondrial large ribosomal subunit; ribosome
Molecular function (GO): rRNA binding; structural constituent of ribosome
Source: RefSeq, a predicted model, not a curated record
AUGAAUUUAACAAGUGAAAUAGAUUUAUUUAACCCUUUCUCAAAGGGUCGUUUUCAAUCAUGUAAAACAAGUAAUUGAGAUUUUUUUAAGUGGCAUCUAUAUGGCAUUACAGUGACAAUCUACAAAUAAAGCCAAUGGCCUUCUAGUUUUGCUGUGAAAUUAGCUGGGUGCUAGCAGUAUUUUGUAUUGUGUUAAACAAAUAUACUCUGUGAAAGAUAAAUAACGGAAAAUGAUUGCUUUGUACAAAUAGCUGGUGGAAGUACAUCUGUGGCCAACAAUAGAUAUUGUACAGACAUUUCCUGUGUGUAUAGCGAUUUAUGCAGCCAUGUAUACAACAAGCCAAGGUAACAGAAUGCAGAUAAUAGUAUCUAAAUUCAUUAGCCAAUAAGUGAAGAAUCACAUGGAAGAUGGGGAAGAGAUGAAAGUUUGGACCCUUUGCUCUCCUAUAUUUAAUAUUCCAAUAUUUUGGGUAUAUUAAAAAAUUUCAAAAGUCCCACUGAGCAGUGUCCUGAGCCUAUUCCUCCAGCUCGGUAGUAGAGGUCUGCUGCCUACCUUGGUGCAGGAGACAGCUGGAGUCGCUGGGGGAGCUCCGCGCCGCCGGACGCCUGUGACCAUGUGGAGGCUGCUGGCUCGCGCUAGUGCGCCGCUCCUGCGGGUGCCCUUGUCAGAUUCUUGGGCACCCCUCCCUGCCAGUGCUGGCCUAAAGACACUGCUCCCAGUACCAAGUUUUGAAGAUGUUUCCAUUCCUGAAAAACCCAAGCUUAGAUUUAUUGAAAGGGUACCACUUGUGCCAAAAGUAAGAAGAGAACCUAAAAAUUUAAGUGACAUACGGGGACCUUCCACUGAAGCUACGGAGUUUACAGAAGGCAAUUUUGCAAUCUUGGCAUUGGGUGGUGGCUACCUGCAUUGGGGCCACUUUGAAAUGAUGCGCCUGACAAUCAACCGCUCUAUGGACCCCAAGAACAUGUUUGCCAAAUGGCGAGUACCAGCCCCUUUCAAGCCCAUCACUCGCAAAAGUGUUGGGCAACGCAUGGGGGGAGGCAAAGGUGCCAUUGACCACUACGUGACACCUGUGAAGGCUGGCCGCCUUGUUGUAGAGAUGGGUGGGCGUUGUGAAUUCGAAGAAGUGCAAGGUUUCCUUGACCAGGUUGCCCACAAGUUGCCCUUCGCAGCAAAGGCUGUGAGCCGCGAGACUCUAGAGAAGAUGCGAAAAGAUCAAGAGGAAAGAGAACGUAACAACCAAAACCCCUGGACAUUUGAGCGAAUAGCCACUGCCAACAUGCUGGGCAUACGGAAAGUACUGAGCCCAUAUGACUUGACCCACAAGGGGAAAUACUGGGGCAAGUUCUACAUGCCCAAACGUGUGUAGUGAGUGUAGGAGAUAACCGUAUAUAGGCUAUUGAAAGGAGGAUUCUGCAUUUCUAUUCCCCUCUGCCUACCCACUAAAGUCUUUGGGUAGCUCUUAAGCCAUAACUAAGGAGCAGCAUAUGAGAAGAUGAUUUCUGAAAAACAAUGUUAUUUGUUGAUUUAAAAAGAAAACUGUAUUUUUAUUAAAUAAAAUUUAAACAUCAAAAAAAAAAAAUUUCGAAAGAA